Molecule: messenger RNA, 897 nt
Organism: Cylicocyclus nassatus
Lineage: Eukaryota; Metazoa; Nematoda; Chromadorea; Rhabditida; Strongylidae
Source: the annotation of a GenBank genome assembly
AUGUGGCAGCCUGUCAGAUCGCAUCAAAUGAAAUUCGCAAGAAUUGAAUAUGCCGGGACCUUAGACAAAGAGCCAGUGAAACUUAGUGAAUCGUGGAAGCAAUACUAUCUCUUGUGGUGUAGUCAAUCACCCAAAUUUUGCGAUACAACUCUACCGACCUCAGGAGAAAACGAAAAGCCUGAAGAGGGAAAACCAUCCACCGUCAAAGAUAUCUCACUGAUUGAAAGGAUCAUAAGCGUUAUUGGCGCAAUGGCUUCUGGCCUCUUCUACGGAACGAUGUGGCUUCCAGUAAACUACAUGAUGAGCCACCAUGAAAAGUUUCCGGACGCGCCAACUAACCCACUGCACUACUUUUUUUCAUACACUUGUGGGAUAUUAUCUACCUCCGUAUGUAUUUUUGUCAUUUAUGCGAUUGUGAGACGCAAUCGUCCAUGGGUCAGUUCAAAUGCAAUAAUUCCUGCGCUCUCUACUGGUCUCUGUUACGGUUGUGCUAUGUCUGCAUUCGUAGUGGCUAUUGACAAACUGGAUGCUGCCAUUGCCUAUCCUAUAGGCCAGAUGGCACCUGGCCUUGUAGUUUCCACGUGGAGUUUGCUAUACUACAGAGAAAUUAUGGGACGACGGAACCUGCUGAUUCUCGCAUGUGCCUACCUUCUAACUGUAGCAGGAGUGAUAAUAGUGACUAUCUCUAAGGAAGUAAAAGUUUUCUAAUGUGGAGCUGGAAUUGGCAUUAGGCAUUUGAAAUAAAGUGAUCAAUCAGGUUUAAUUACUGAAGAAACAAACAGGGAAGAGUCGCAUACCUCGAAAUCAACAGUGCAUAAGAUAAAGUGUUCAAAACAGAGUUUUGCCUCAGCGCGUCACUAUUUUUGAAAUUGUUUUUUUUAUCUCCGAGUAUCUGAC